AUGGAGCUUACUUUAGGCAUAAUUUGUUAUAUCUCAGUGGUUGCAGCCCUUAAUGGAAAUCUUAUUACCAACUUUACCAUAAAUUUAGUCAAUACUCAACAAGCUGUUGUUUUUGGAUGCAACGAUACAGGUCUACUUAACGCCGGAAGAGCACUCAUGAAAUGGAAUCAAGGAAUGAUGCUUCUCAGUUUAAAAAAGAAUUACUCUUUGGAAAAUGUUUUAACAGUACGCAAUCAUGCAAAAACUUCGGUGAUUGUAGAUUGUUCGUGUCCGGAGUGUAAAGAAGUUCUUCAAAUUUCCUCCGAAGGAAAGUACUUCAAUAAAACCUACCAGUGGAUGAUUUGGGAUUUAAUAAACACAGGGCUUGAAGAACUUAUUGGCGAUUUGAAUAACAUUGGACCAAAUGCCCAAAUAACUUACGUAAAUAGGACUCAAUUGAGUCAAUCAAUCGAGAUCGACAUCGAGACUUAUUCCUUCUACGAUGUUCAUUCAAAAGGGAGACAUUUGAAUGCUCCCUUAGAGGUUGUGCACUAUGCUGAUUGGAGAGAUGGAAAGUUAAUGGCCUACCAAGAUGUUUUAAAACUUCAAGGCAUCCGACAUAGGGAUCAAUUCAAACAGUUGAAGCUUCGAGGUGCCACCGUGAUCGAUCAGGAUAACAUAGUCAACGAUAGUCAAAUCAUAUCGAUUCUAUCAAGUUCUGGCAAAGAGGAUGGUGUAGCAGCUUUCACCAAAUACCAUUAUGUCCUGUCGACUAUUCUACAAGAACGCUUCAAUUUCACAUUGAGUUUUCGUAAUUUACGUGGUUGGGCUGGCCGUUUGCGUGGGGGGAUAUUUCGAUUAGGUUUUCUCGGCGUCGUUAUGCGUAAUGAAGCCGAUGUAGGAGCAUCAGGUGCGUUUAAUCGAAUCAAUCGUCUGGCUGAAUUUGAUACAAUUCAUCAGAGUUGGAAAUUUGAUUCGGCUUUUAUGUAUCGAUUUACAUCGGAUAUAGACGCCGAUGGGAUGAGUGGUAAUUUUUUGGCACCAUUUGCGAUGCAGGUUUGGUUAAUGUCAGCGGCGACAGUUUUGUUGGUUAUGGUUUUGUGGUAUAUUGUUGCUUGGUUGGUGAGUAAGACAUUUAAUGAAGGUGAACGCGAUAGAGAUGGUUUCCUGUUGAAGGCUUUUGCUGCUGUUUGUCAACAAGGCUUGGAUCCUAUUCCCAGCGGUAUUCCAUCUCGAACCAUCGUCUUUACUUUAUUGCUUUUUAGUCUGGUCAUGUAUAAUUUUUAUACUUCCUCGGUUGUUGGAGGACUUUUAAAUAGCUCCGAACAGGGACCAAAAACUGUAGCAGAAAUUGUUAACAGUCCACUGAAGUUAUCUUUCGAGGAUAUUGGAUACUACAAAGUCCUAUUUAAGAAUCCUACAAAUGCACUUGUCAUGCGUAUGUAUAAAACCAAAGUAUUACCCGAACGUGGAUCAGACGAAUUGGAAGUUUUCUCACACAUCAAGGAAGCCAUACCAUUCUUGAAGAAGGGUGGCUAUGCAUUUCAUUGCGAACGAGUCGAUGCCUACCCAGAGAUAGCUCGUCAUUUUGAUGCAAACGAAAUAUGUGAUUUGAGAAUUGUUUCGGGGCUUUUGGAUAAGGGUUUGAUGAAUUUUAUUGUUACCAAAAAUAGUAUGUACACAGAAUUGUUUCGUGUGAUGAUGUGUCGUGCUCGAGAGACGGGAAUCAUAAUGAGAACUUUGACCAUUCAUCAGCCAAGGAGACCAGAAUGUCAGUCAUCGUAUACCGUUUAUCCAGUUGCUGUUUCAGGGGUGUUGAGCGCUUUUAUGCUUUUGGGAGUGGGAAUGCUAUUUGCUUUGAUUGUUUUGAUUGGAGAAUUUCUUUACUAUAGAUUUAAUGAGAGAAUUAAAAUGCAAGCCCAGAAGUACCUUGAAAAUUUUUGUAGAAACUCCUUUUGAAGGAUGCCUAAAAAUACUCAAAACUGUGUAAUUCAACAAGUAUGAAAAAUAAAAUGCACCUCAAUGCUUAAACUAACAAAA
Molecule: messenger RNA, 2019 nt
Organism: Eupeodes corollae
Lineage: Eukaryota; Metazoa; Arthropoda; Insecta; Diptera; Syrphidae
Exons: 7
Coding region: 1-1938 (645 amino acids)
Cellular component (GO): membrane
Molecular function (GO): ligand-gated monoatomic ion channel activity
Source: RefSeq, a predicted model, not a curated record